Messenger RNA from Rotaria socialis, 13584 nucleotides. The record is from the annotation of a GenBank genome assembly. NCBI's taxonomy places the organism in Eukaryota, Metazoa, Rotifera, Eurotatoria, Philodinida, Philodinidae.
AUGAUCGAGAUAGAAUAUAACGAGGAAAAAGCUCGUCGAUCGAGUAUAUUGAAAACAAGUGUCGAUAUUUCACUUCUUGAUUAUGUUCAAAAAUUGAUUACAUCACCGGAACUAGCAGAUGAAAUGUGGACGAAAGAUCUAUUGAGUGUGCUAGAAAAUUUUCUUUCAUCGAAGCGGCAAUAUCUUCUUAUUGCUUAUGUCGAUCGACAUACUUCAACUUUACAACUUCUGCAUUCGAUUCCAUCUAUGGCCAAGUCAAUUGAUAAAAUUUAUAACUUAUGUUAUUUUAUUCGUAAAAAUGAUUCAACUGAGUUUAUUACAUCGAUUGAUGCGUUUCUAAAACAGAUUCUAUUCGGAUUUAUUAAUGGAAAAUCUAUUCAUUGUUUAACAGCACUUGUAUCAACAUUAUUUGGACCAUUAUUUAUGGAUAAUAGCACAAUACAGGAUAUUAUCAAAAACGAUUUUGCCAGUGAACUCAACCAAUUUUUAGCCACAUUCUACGAAAUACAAUAUAAACAUAUAACAUCACGAACAUAUUUGUUUAUUCCAAAAGAUGGUGUUGAUAAAACCAUUGAAGAACUUCGUAAAGACAAAGCACUUGUGACAAGAUUUGAAAGCGUUAUGGUUAAGUGGUAUCAUCAAUUGAAAGAGGUACUCCUUGUUCAAGAUCGUUUAAUGAACAACAAUGAACAAUCGGCUGGUAUUCAUGAAGAAAUAAGUUGUUGGCAAGAAUGUCUUAUGGAUCUUCAUUUUAUUCGUAAACAAUUACAAAGAACAGAAUUACGAAAUAUAAUUCAAGUGUUAGUCGCAUCAAAAUCGGCUUAUGUUCACCAAUUUUUACAAGCUGAAAAUCAAGUUCAAGAAUUUAUUGAAUAUGUAGAAGAUUGUUUAAAAUUUUUAAAAAUUCUCGAUCAACCAUCUUCACAACUCAAUGAUAUAUCAUUAGAAAAAUUAAAAGAUGUGAUUACUGAUAUAUUCUAUCGAAUUUUAAUUACUUGGCAUCAUUCAAAGUUCUUUGCAACUUCUGCAAGAAUCAAAUUAGUCAUUGGCAAGGUCAACAAUCAAAUCAUUGGUCGAUGUACUCGUGCAAUAAGUGUUAAACGUCUUUUUCAAGGUUAUAUUAUUUCAACACAAAGUAUUCUUCAAGAAUCUUUUCAAAUAGUUGAUAAUUAUAUGGAAACAUGUUUACAUAUCUUGACUAUGCACGACAAAAAUUCAAACAAGCCAUUAAUGACAGAUGAUUUUCAAAAAGACGUUCUCUUCUAUUCAGUUCAAUUAUUUCGACAACGUCUAAAUGAAAUCGAUGAGAUUUGCGAAUGUAUGAAACUUUUUGGAUGGCAUAGAGAUAAUAAAAAAGAAAGUCUACCACUUUUUGGUGGUAUUCAAGGUGAUGAAUACCGACAUUCACUGGAACAAAGUCAACAAGCAUUCGAUCGAGCAUUAUCUAUUGUAAAACGAUAUUCAAAAUAUAUACUGGAUAUUUCUACGGAUGCUCAUUCAAUAUGGUCUCAGGAGUUCCAACGCUUUAUGGAAUCGAUUCAUGAAAUUGAAUUAAUUAUUGUGAAAUUAAUCAAUAAAUCAAUGACAAAAGCAAUCACUUUAGAACAAAUAAUUGAUAUUCUGCAAGUCUUUGCCAACUUUCAAUCAAGAACAAAUAUCAAUCAUGUUCUUAUUGAUAAAACUAGAGAUAUCUAUCGUCUAUUUCUUUCACAAAUCGACGACAUUCGUUCUCAAAUAGGUUCUCAUCAAACAUUAGAUGAUGAAAAAAUUGCUAGAACUUAUUUUGAUCUAUUUCUUCCUCAUCAUCCAGCCAAAGCUAUGUGGAUUAAUAGUUUAAUCGAACGUAUCACUAACAGUUAUCAUCUUCUUAACCAAUCAUCAAAUUUGCCAUUUGUCCUACAAAGAAAUGAAAUCAAAUUAGCCUAUGAAAAAUUAUUAAUCUUUGCUGAGAACAUUCAAAAACGGAUCUAUCAAGAAUGGUGGACGACAGCAAGUGAAUUGCAACCUAAAAAAUUAUUACAAAAACCAUUUUUAAAAGAAAAUACUGAAAAAAAACAUUUUAUUGAUGUUUAUUUUGAUCCACAAAUAACUAUUGCAUUGAAUGAAAGUGUAUGGUGGAUCAGAUUGAAUUAUGAAAUACCUUUUUCUUUAACUGAUGUUUAUAAUACGAGAAAAUCUUAUCGACAAAUGAAAGAAGAAACACAUGGAUUUAUUCGAAAAUUUAAUAAAACGAUCGAGUCUCUUGCCGAUCAAGAAUUGUGUCUAUUUGAAGAGCGUAUUCGAAUGAUUUUUAAAAAAUUACAACCGGCCUUUAUUGGUAGAGUGAACUAUGUGAAUGAAAAUACAUUUCAUGAUUUUGCUCUUGAAGCAAACCGGAUUAUUGAUCAGUUUAUGAAUAUGGUAACAUUAUUCAAAGAAAAUUAUGUUAAAUCUUGUGCGAAAUGCGUUACUAUUAGUCAAAAAUUAUUUAUUAAAAUUGAUCCGGGUAUUAUUUUUAAUUAUACAACAUUUACGGAUUUACUUAAAUCGGUUAAUCAAGCAAGUCAACAUUCGAUCAAUGACGUGUACGGAGAAAUUGCAUUGGGCAUUCGUGUGCAACAGAUGAUAUUCAAAGAUGAUCCGGAUAAGAUUCUUCAAUGUUGGGAUCAUUGGUUAAGUUCAAUUGAUUGUAUGUUUGAAAAAGCUCUUCUCAUGAAUAUAACCGAUUCUCUUGAACAACUGUCGUAUGUCAUCAAUGGUGAUAGUCAAAACAAGCCAACACCCUUUCUUACUAUUGAACUUUGUUUAAACGCAGUCGAAACAACAAUAGGAAAUAUAAAAUAUACGUUGCGUUUUCAACCAUCACUCGAACAAUUAACUGAAACGUUAAAUGAAGUAAGCAAAAUACAAUUAACUGAAUCAAUUCAAAAUUUUGGACGUCUAUGUGAUCUUUUUUCUUAUUACCCAUUUCAAAGAGAAUCUUAUCAUGUUGUGAUUGAUAAUUAUCCAAUAAAACAAAACUUACAAAAUAAAAUUGCUUUAGGUAUUAGUAAUGCAAUAUCAGAAAUUGAGAAAUAUGUUGACAAUAAUUGGUUUCAUUUUCGUCAAUUAUGGGAAGUGGAUAAAGAAAGUUUUAUUGCUGUUUAUGAAUCUGAACAUACUGACUUACAAGGUUUAGAAGCGGACAUAGCUCGGUAUACAGAAGUAGCUAAUAAUAUAAAUAAUCAAGAAGCAAUUGUUAAUCUAAAUAUGAUACAAAUCGAUUGCUCAUCAUUUAAAGUAUCAUUAGUACAGAUUUGUCAUGAAUGGCAACAAAGUUUAAUACAAAUUGUAUUGGUUCGAUUAGAAAAAGAUCUUCAAAUGAUAUCGACAUUAAUUAAAGACAAUACAGAAAAAAUAAAUAUUCUUCCAAAAAUAUAUGAUGAAAUUCCAACCUAUCAACAAUUUAUCGAUGAACUUAAGACAGAUGUAUUAAAAAUCGAAUCUAGAUUACCUUUAAUCAAUGAAGAAGUUGCUUUAUUACUCCGAUAUGAAAUUGAAAUUGAUCCUAAACUUUUAGAACAACAUCGCUCGUUAUCUCAUAUUUGGAAUAAUUAUAAAAUGUUCCUCGAUGAAUCAGUAGUCUCAUUUAAACGUAUUAAAGAAGCUUUUAAAAUUCAAUUACACAAAGAACAAGAAAAAACUGUCAAUGAAAUAUUUGAAUUACAAAAAUCUUUUAAAAUCACUGGUCCCCAUCAAGCAGAUAUACCCGUGUGGGUUGCUUUGAAUCAAUGCGAAGAAAUCGAAGAAUAUAUUAAAAACAUGGAAAAUGAUGAAAAACGAUUAAAAAUUGCUUAUCGUAUUUUUAAUUUAGAUAUGAAUUUUUCUAAAGAAUUACCAAAUCUUAAAAAGGAUAUUGAAAUACUUAAAUCUAUAUGGUUGAUAGCUAAAGAAUAUGAAGAAAUGUUAAAUAAAUGGAAAACAACUAAAUUCGAUCAAAUAAAUAUGAUUGAAUUAAAUGAUUUCGCUCAAAAUCAACAUAAAAAGUUACUUAAAAUGUCACGAGAAUAUAAAGAAAAAAACUGGAACAUUCUUGAUAAUCUUCGUAAUCGUGUUGAUACAUUUCGUCGUAUAUUACCUUUAAUCGAAUCUCUGCAUAAUCCACAUUUGCGUUCUCGUCAUUGGGAACAAAUAAAAUAUGAAACAGAAAAAUAUUUUGAUUAUAAAUCAAAUCAAUUUACACUAGAAGAAAUUCUCAGUUUACAUUUUGAAGACAAUAUUCAAUUGAUUACUGAAAUAUCAGAAAAUGCAUCGAAAGAAUAUUCAAUUGAACGAAUAUUAGAAAAAAUUGUUCAAAUAUGGAAUGAGAUGAAAUUUGAAACAGCAAUGCAUAAAACAAAUGUUUUUAAGAUAAAAGCUCCUGACGAGAUAAUUCAAUAUGUUGAAGAACAUACAGCUCAAAUCUCUACAAUAAAAGGCGCACGUUAUGUAAAACCAUUUCAACAUGAAAUUGAUUAUUGGGAAAAAUCCAUAGCUCAAAUAUCAGAACUGUGUGAUGGCUUAUUUAAUGUCCAACGACAAUGGUUAUAUAUGGAAGGCAUAUUUACUUCCGAUGAUGUUCAACGACAGUUAUCACAUGAAACAAAUGAAUUCAAACACGUAAAUGUAAUUUGGCAAGAUGAAAUUAUCGAGAAAAUUCGAGAAAAUCCAAAUUCAUUAUUUGCUGCAACGAAACUGAAUUUAUUUGAUAAGAUUCAAAAUUUAUUAAAAUAUUUAGAAAAUAUUCAGAAAAAAAUGGAAGAUUAUUUAGAAACAAAACGUUCAAUAUUUCCUCGUUUCUAUUUUAUUUCGAAUGAAGAACUAGUCGAAAUUCUUAGUCUUUCACGUCAACCUGAACUCAUUCAAAUACAUUUAAAAAAACUAUUUGAUAAUAUUAAAAGUUUACGUUUAUUAGUUAAAAAAAAUAUUCUAGCCAAUGGAAUUCUAUCCAAUGAAGACGAGCAAAUUAAUUUAAUAUCAGCUUUAUCUCUGGAAGGUAAUGUUGAAAAUUGGCUAAACGAAUUGGAACUUAAAAUGCAAAUUACCGUAAAAGAAUAUUUAAAAAAUUCUUUAAUUGCACUUAAAGUACAACUAAAAAAACGUGAUAAAUGGGUUAAAGAUUGGCCUAGUCAAUGUUGUGUAACUGCUAGUGAAAUUGAAUGGACAUCAGCAACAGCAAAAGCUUUAUUAAAUUGUCAAGCAGAUGGAAGUUUAAAACCAUUGAAAAUAUUAUUUCGUACCCAAGUCAAAAUUCUUGAUCGAUAUUCUAAUAUGAGUCGCCUGCCACUUGAUAAAAUAAUUCGUCUUCGUGUUGUUGGCGUUAUUACUAAAGAAGUACACGGACGUGAUGUUAUCGAACGACUAAUUAAAACUCAAACAAUGGAUAUUCAAUCGUUUGAAUGGCAAAUGCAAUUAAGAUUCUAUUGGGAACGACAUGAACAAAACGAAGAUUGUAUUAUUCGACAAACAAUUACGAAAUUUACUUAUUACUACGAAUAUUUGGGCUGUACAAGUCGUUUAGUUAUUUCGCCAUUGACUGAUCGAUGUUAUAUAACUCUUACAACUGCUCUACAUUUAUUUCGCGGUGGAAGUUCCAAAGGACCAGCGGGCACUGGUAAAACCGAAACAAUCAAAGAUCUAGGAAAAACUUUUGCUAUUUAUGUUGUCGUUCAAAAUUGUUCGGAAUCACUUGAUUACAAAUCGAUGGGGAAAAUGUUUUCAGGUUUUGCUCAGAGUGGCACGUGGGGAUGCUUUGAUGAAUUCAAUCGUAUUAAUAUCGAAGUAUUAUCAGUUGUUGCUCAACAAAUUCAUUCAAUACUAACAGCUUUAUCUUUGAAACAAAAACGAUUUGUAUUCGAAGGCAAAGAAAUUCCUCUAUUACCACAAGUUGGCAUUUUUAUUACAAUGAAUCCAGGUUACGCUGGUCGAACUGAAUUACCUGAUAAUCUUAAAUCAAUGUUUCGGCCAGUAUCAAUGGUUGUACCGGAUUCAGUUUAUAUAGCAGAAAAUUUUCUCUUCAGCGAAGGAUUUCAAAAAACAAGAAAUUUAGCUCGUAAAGUUUAUACACUUUAUCAAUUAUCUACGCAACAACUUUCUAAACAAGAUCAUUAUGAUUUUGGUCUGAGAUCAUUAACAGCUGUCUUGAGAUACGCUGGUGAAAAAAAACGGACAAAUAUUAAAAUGACAGAUAACGAAGUUCUUCUUUUAUCAAUGCUUGAUAUGAAUGCACCAAAAAUGACUGCACAAGAUUUACCCCUAUUUCAAAAUAUUCUUGGAGAUUUAUUUCCUGGCACCGAUCUACCGAAAAUUGAUUAUUCAAAACUAAUCGAAGCUAUAGAAAAUGAAAUGAAUAUACAUAAUUUACAAAUAACACAAAUAUCUAUAGAGAAAGUUAUUCAAUUAUAUGAAACACAUCACUCGCGACAUUCAGUUAUGCUUGUUGGUAAAACUUUAUCUGGAAAAACUACAACAUGGAAGCUAUUGAAAUAUUCUUUAACAACAUUAAAUAAGCAAGGAUUGAAUGAAUACAAUAAAGUUGUGGAAUAUCCUAUCAAUCCAAAGGCUGUUAGUUUAGGCGAACUUUAUGGGCAAUUCAAUCUAGCGACAAAUGAAUGGAACGAUGGAAUUCUCAGUACAAUUAUGAGACAAGUUUGUGCCGAUGAAAAACCUGAUGAAAAAUUGAUUUUGUUUGAUGCUCCCGUUGAUACAUCAUGGAUUGAAUCAAUGAAUUCAUUAAUGGAUGACAAUAAACUGUUGACAUUAGCUAACGGAGAACGUAUAUCAAUGCCAUCGCAAGUAACACUAUUAUUUGAAACAGAAGAUUUAUCAACAGCUUCACCAGCAACUGUCUCUCGAGCAGGCAUUGUCUAUUGUGAUUAUGAAAAAUUAAGAUGGAAACCUUAUCUAGAAUCAUGGUUAAGACAAAGAGAGUCUCAGGAUCUUCAAACAGAACUUUCAAAUUGUAUAACUAAAUAUUUAGAACCUAUCAUGAAAUAUAAACAUAUUUAUUGUAAAGAAUUGAUUCCUAUCCAUGAAUUGAAUGGAAUUAUUUCAUUAACAAAAUUAUUUGAUACCUUUUGGUAUACAAAUGAAAUACAAAUACAAAUAAAUGAAAAUGAAGCUAUAUCAGGAAGGUUGAUUGAAAUGUGGUUUGUAUUUUGUUUAAUGUGGUCUAUUGCUGCCAGUGUUAAUGAUGAAGGAAGGAAAAAAAUUGAUAUUUUUUUUCGUGAAACCGAAGGUAAAAUUUUUCUUAAAUUUGCCGACGAAAAUGUCUAUAAAAAAAUGAUAAUAGGUACAUUUCCUAAUAAAGAUACGGUAUUCGAAUUUUAUGUUGACGCACAUAAUCGGACAUGGAUACAUUGGGAAGAGCAACUUAAAGAAGGAUGGACUUAUAAUUCCGAAAUUCCGUUUUAUAAAAUAAUUGUACCAAAUGUUGAUACGAUUCGUUAUGAAUAUCUAAUUUAUAAUCUAUUGCUCAAUAAACAUCAAGUGUUACUGGUCGGUGCUAUUGGUACGGGUAAAACAACAAUAGUGGAAAAUGUUCUUAAAAAACUUGACUCAAAUCUAUAUAAUACACUAAUGAUUCAUAUGUCUGCUCAAACAACGCCAAAAAUGUUACAAGAUAUGUUUGAAAUAAAUCUAGAAAAACGAGCUAAAACUAUAUUUGUUCCUAUGAAUGGAAAACAGAUGAUUACAUUAAUCGACGAUCUGAAUAUGCCAAAUAAAGAGACAUAUGGUUCUCAACCAUCACUCGAGCUAAUUCGAAUGUGGAUCGAUUAUGAAUUUUGGUAUGAUCGAAAAACCCAGGGAAUAAAAUUCAUCAAAGACAUGUGUUUACUAACAGCGAUGGGUCCACCAGGCGGUGGUCGUCAUCAAAUAUCACAACGACUACAAAGUCGAUUUAAUCUUAUCAACAUGACAUUCCCAUUUAAUCAUGAAAUCGGUCGAAUAUUCGGAACAAUGCUUAGCCAACAACUACAACGUUUUGACGAUGAAGUGAAACAUCUUGAUCAAACAGUGACAAAAGCAACUAUUGAUCUUUACCAAACAAUUGAAAACAAAUAUUUACCGACGCCGACCAAAAUACAUUAUACAUUUAAUAUGCGAGAUAUAUCGCGUAUGUUUGAAGGUCUCUUACUAUGUAAUAGAACAACGAUUACAACUAAAGUUGAAUUUCUACGUUUAUGGAUUCAUGAAGCACAUCGUGUUUAUUCAGAUCGAUUCAUGACUAAUAGUGAUCAUGAAUUAUUUAUUAAAAUCUUAAGUGAAAAAUUAGGACUUUAUUUUGAUCAAGUUUAUCACAAUGUAUGUUACAAUCGAGAGACUCCAAUUUAUUCUGAUAUUAUGAGAAAAGAUGGUCUUUAUGAGGAAAUUCGUGACUAUGAUAAAUUAAAAUUAUUUCUAGAACAAUCUUUACAAAGAUAUAAUGAAACGUCUUUGAUGUUAGCGAUGGAUUUAGUUAUGUUUCGUGAUGCUAUUCUAAAUAUAUGUCGAAUGACUCGUGUAUUAAGACGACCACGUGGCAAUUUAUUGUUAUUAGGUAUUGGUGGUAGUGGCCGUCAAUCGCUAUUACGUUUAGCAGCAUUUAUUUGUGAUAUUGUUAUAUUUCAAAUUGAAAUUGGACGACGUUAUGGAUACGCAGAAUUUAAAGAAGAUUUACGUCGUUUAAUGAAAUUAUGUUCAAUAUCGAAUCGUGAAACUGUUUUUCUAUUUGUCGAUACGCAAAUCAUCGAUACUUUCUUUCUUGAAGAUAUCAAUGCACUAUUACAUACUGGUGAAGUGCCAAGUUUAUUCCGCAAUGAAGAUAUUCAAGAGAUUCGCAAUCAACUAUCGUCGAUAAUUCAGCAACAAGGCAUACCCGAUACAAAUCUCAAUGUUAUGCAACUUUUUUACAAUCGAGUCAAAUCUAACUUACACAUAGCAAUUUGCAUGAGUCCAUAUGGUGAAACAUUUAGAAAUUAUAUUCGAAUGUAUCCAGCAUUAGUUAAUUGUACAACUGUUAUUAAUUUUUCUGAAUGGUCACAUGAAGCUUUGAUUGAUGUAGCUCAUUACUUUUUAUCGAAAUACAAUUUUGAAUCACAACAUACGGAAAGAACUCAUCGGAUAUUAGCUCAUAUUUGUGCUUUUAUUCAUUUAUCAUCAAAAACUUUAGCUACACGAAUGAAAGAUGAACUUCGACGAGAAAUCUAUAUAACACCCACAAACUAUCUUCAAUUUGUUAGUAAUUACAGCCGUUUAUACGAAGGAGAAAAAGUCAAACUUCAAUAUGAAUAUAAUCGUCUUCAAAUGGGUAUUAUCAAAGUAGCUGAAACUCGAGAAAAAGUUGCUGAAAUCUCAUUGGAAUUAGAAAAGAAAAAAGCUCUUGUUGCACAAUUACAACGAGAAUGUGAAGAAUUUUUAGGCAAUAUUGUUGAACAAAAAAAUAGUGCUAGCGAACGAGAACGACAAGUACAAGCAUUUGGCGUACGUAUUGGCGAAGAAGAAAUUCGAUGUCAAACUAUAGCAGCGGCUGCACAUGAAGAAUUCACUGAAGUUGAACCGUUGUUGAUUAAAGCAAAUGAAGCAUUAGAACAAUUAACUAAACGAGAUAUUGGCGAAGUAAAAGCAUACAUUCAUCCGCCAAGUCAAGUGGAGAAAGUGAUGAAAGCGCUCAUGAUUUUAAAGGGCAAAGAAGACACAUGGGAAGAAGCAAAGAAAGAUUUGGCCAAUGUGGAUUUUAUUAAAACACUCACUAAAUUUCCAAAAGAUGAUAUUACAGAUCGAACACUUCGUCGUAUGCAACCAUUCAUAAACGAUAUGGAAUUAGUGCCGGAAAAAUUAAAAACAGUAUCGAGUGCUGCUACUGCACUAUGUACUUGGAUUCGUGCUAUUGAAUCUUAUGCACGUGUAUAUCGUAUUGUCCAACCGAAAAAAGACCGUUAUCAGAAAGCACUAUUUGAAUUGAAUGAAAAACAAAAUCUAUUGGAACAAUCGAAAAAUGAAUUAUUAAAUAUUCAGACAAACAUUGAAAAAUUACGUUUAGAUUAUGAAUCGAAACUUAAAGAGAAAGAUGUUUUGCAACGUAAUGCUGAUGAAACGGCUAUGUUUUUAGAUCGAGCAACAAAAUUAUUAGAUGGUGUAGCUGAAAAACGAACUAUAUGGGAUACGACAUCAAAUGAAUUGAAAGAAAAUCUUGAUAAUCUUCUAGGCAAUAGUCUUCUUGCUUGUGCAUUUCUAUCUUAUAUGGGUCCAUUUUUAUCUAACUAUCGAGAUGAAAUUAUUCAUCAAAUUUGGGAAGAAGAGUUGACUCGUAAUGAUAUUCAUUUUAAGACGGAUUUUAAUUUUGCAAAAUUUAUGACAACACCCAGUGUUAUACGUCAAUGGAAUAUUCAAGGUUUACCACGUGAUAAUUUCUCAACAGAAAAUGCUAUUCUAGCAACACGUACUUUUUCUUAUCCACUAUUUAUUGAUCCUCAAAGUCAAGCAACUAACUGGAUAAAACAAAUGGAAAAAUCCAAUGGAUUAAAAAUAAUUGAUUUACAAGUUGGUGAUUAUAUGAAAACAAUUGAAGAAUGUAUCAAAACAGGUUGGCCCUGUUUAUUUCAAAACAUCCAUGAAGAUAUACCUCAAACGCUAAAUCCAAUACUAUUAAAAUCAAUUAAAAAAACUAAUAGUACAGAUUCUAAUCUGGUUCUUCAAUUAGGCGAUCGAGAAAUUGUUUAUAAUCCAUCAUUUCGUUUUUAUUUAUCGACACGUCUUUAUAAUCCAAAAUAUAAACCGGAAAUAUAUUCAAAAAUUAAUAUCAUUAAUUUUGCUAUUAAGGAACAAGGCUUAGAAGAACAAUUACUUGGUAAAAAUAAAAUAUCAAUAUAUGUUCACAAUCUUUUUCUUCUUGAAGGUAUUGUUGUACGAAAAGAAAAACCUGACUUAGAAAAUUCGAAAGAUAAUUGUAUCGUAAAUAUUUCAAAUAAACAUAAAGAAAAAGAAAUAUUAGAAGAACAAUUUCUUCGUCUCUUAUCCGAAACCGAAGGAAGUUUAUUGGAAAAUGUUAACGUAUUUCAAGCAUUAGAUUUAUCCAAACAAUCACAAAAUGAUAUUAAUGAAACAUUAAAAAUCAAUGAAGAUCUAGAAAUAAAAAUUGAUUUAAUGCGAGACAAUUAUCGGUCCGUUGCACAACGAGCUGCCAUACUCUUUUUUGUUUUACAAGAUUUAACUUCUAUUGAUCCUAUGUAUCAAUAUUCACUUGAUGCCUAUAUUCAAUUAUUCGUUUUAUCCAUUGAAAAAAGUCCUAGAUCAUUAAAAUUAAAUGAACGCAUUGAAAAAUUAAAUGAUUAUCAUACUUAUACUGUUUAUAAAUAUGGAUGUCGAGGUGUUUUCGAACGUCACAAACUUCUUUUUUCUUUCCAUAUGUGUACAAAACUGAUGGAUGCUGAAAAUCGAAUAAAUCAUGAUGAAUAUCAAUUUUUGAUCCGUGCUCAUACAUUAACGAUUGAUCGAGAAACUCAAUUUCCUAACCCAUUUCCUGUGUGGUUAAAUGAAAUACGAUGGGAUGAAAUGAGUGAGCUUAUUCGUUUACCUGAUUAUCGUUUUUUACGCGAUUCAUUCGAUCAAUUUCCGAAAGAUUGGAAAGAAUGGUAUACAUCCGAAGAAGCUGAAAAGGCACCAUUACCAGGCACGAUCGAUUCUUUAAUUACAGAAUUUGGUCGUAUGCUUAUUGUUCGUUGUUUACGUCCCGAUCGUAUUACGCAUUGUGUAUUAAAUUUCGUUACCCUAAAUAUUGGCUCGAAAUUUGUUGAACCACCGAUUCUUCAAUUAACUUCUAUCCUUGAAGAAUCUAAUAAACGUUCACCAUUAAUUUUUCUAUUGUCACCAGGUGUUGAUCCAGCAUCCAAAUUACAACAGUUAGCCGAAGAUAAAAUGAUGGCACAAUCUCGAUAUUUUACACUUUCACUAGGACAAGGACAAGCGCCGAGAGCCAGAAAAUUACUGGAAGCGGGCAUGAAAAAAGGUCAUUGGGUGUUUUUGGCUAAUUGUCAUUUAUCAAUUAGUUGGCUGCCUGAAUUAGAGAAAAUAGUUGAACAAUUACAAACAAUAGCAGUUCAUAAUGAUUUCCGUUUGUGGUUAAGUUCGUCGCCGACUAUUGAUUUUCCAAUUUCGAUUUUACAAAUUGGUUUAAAAAUUACCAAUGAAUCACAGAAAGGUAUCAAGGCAAAUAUGAAGCGUUUAUAUGAAUUAAUAACACCAGAACAAUUUCAACGAGUGAAACAAGAUGAAAAAUAUCGUAAACUUUUAUUUACAUUAGCUUUUUUUCAUUCAAUUAUUAUCGAACGUAAAAAAUUCUUACAACUCGGCUGGAACAUUCAUUAUACAUUUAAUGAUUCAGAUUUUCAAAUAUCAGAAAAUCUACUAGCUAUCUAUUUAGAUACACAUGAUAAAACUCCAUUUGAGGCACUUAAAUAUCUUAUUGCCAUUGUUAUAUACGGUGGUCAUUGCACUGAUGAAUGGGAUAUGAGAUUGUUAAAUACUUAUAUCGAUUCGUAUAUUCGUAAUGAAGUUGUCGAAGUGACGUACUAUAAAUUAUCCUCAUUAGCAUAUUACUACAUGCCUCGCGAUGGAACAUUUAAAUCAUAUAAAGAUUUUAUCAACGCAAUGCCUACAACAGAUCAUCCAGAAGCAUUCGGACAACAUCCAAAUGCAGAUAUUGCAUCACAAAUUCAAGAAUCUAAAACUUUAUUCGACACAUUGUUAAUGGUUUUACCACAAAAAACAUCGGCUACUGUAGAAAACGAAGUUGAAAACGAGGUAGCUAAAGCAACACGUGAAAUGCUCAAAUUGAUGCCACAUGAAAUCGAUAUCGAAGCUGUAAAGAAAUAUAUGUUAAUUGAUGCAUCACCAUUGUCUAUUGUUCUUUUACAAGAAGCUGAACGAUACAAUACACUUUUGUUAAAUAUCACAAUUGCAUUAAAUGAUCUGUUGAAAAGUAUCGAAGGUUUUGUUGUUAUGACUGUUGAACUUGAUGAAUUGUUCAAAUGUAUUUAUGAAGGACGACUUCCAUAUGCUUGGCAACGAACCUAUCGAUCAUUGAAGCCACUUCCGGCUUGGUUUCAAGAUUUACGUCAACGUAUAAAUUUUUUUAAAUCAUGGAUUGAAAAUCAACGCCAGCCUAUUGUCUACUGGAUAUCAGCAUUUUCCUAUCCAACAGCUUUCCUCACUACUAUUCUUCAAAGAACGGCACGAAAAGAUCAAAUCGGAAUUGAUCAAUUGUCGUGGGAGUUUGAAGUUAAUCAAACAGAAGAUAAAUAUCUAUCGAAUAUAGACGAUGGUGUCUAUGUAACUGGAUUGUAUUUAGAAGGAGCUGGUUGGGAUCGAAAACAGGGAACAUUAUGUGAAGCAAAAUCUAUGGAACUCGUAACAAUCAUACCCACUAUACAUUUUAAACCUGUCGAGCAUAAGAAAAAAUCGGCCAAAGGUUUUUAUAUUGCUCCAUGCUAUUAUUCAUCUAGUCGAGUCGGACCAUUUAUUGUUGCAGUCGAACUUAAAACUGGUUCUAUGCCAGUAGAACAUUGGAUCAAACGAGCAACUGCAUUGCUAAUGAAUCUUGACCAUUAA